UAUCAUGAGAUGAUGGCAAAGAGUGUAUUGUAUAUUCUUCGCGGCACCGAACAAAAGAGAAGCUAAAUCGGCCACUGGGGCUACACGAUGACGAUUGCGACGCCUUUCAGUGGGGCAGCGAACUCUGUUACGGCGGCGAGGACCGUUCUGAUAACGGGGGUGAGCAAAGGUCUGGGAAGAGCCCUAGCUCUGGAGCUGGCGAAGAGAGGUCACACUGUCAUAGGAUGCGCUCGUACUCAAGAGAAGCUCACUGCUCUUCAAUCGGAGCUCUCCUCCUCGGCUAAUCAUCUCCUCCUCACCGCCGAUGUGAAAUUAAACAGCAGUGUUGAAGAACUGGCACACACUAUUAUGGAGAAGAAGGGUGUCCCAGAUAUCAUAGUUAACAACGCUGGUACUAUCAAUAAGAACAGCAAGAUUUGGGAAGUCUCUGCAGAAGAUUUUGACAAUGUCAUGGAUACAAACGUUAAAGGGGUAGCAAAUGUGCUGCGUCAUUUUAUCCCUUUGAUGCUCCCACGUAAGCAAGGGAUAAUUGUGAAUCUGUCUUCUGGAUGGGGAAGAUCUGGUGCUGCCCUGGUUGCACCUUACUGUGCAUCGAAAUGGGCGAUUGAGGGGUUAAGCCGAGCUGUGGCGAAGGAGGUAGCUGAAGGAAUGGCAGUGGUUGCAUUAAAUCCAGGCGUGAUCAACACAGAAUUGCUCACUUCCUGCUUUGGCAACUCAGCGUCCUUGUAUCAAGCUCCUGAUGCUUGGGCUGUGAAGGCUGCGACGAUGAUUCUGAACCUUACAGCGGGAGACAAUGGCGGGUCUCUCACGGUCUGACAACUAAAUUACAUAUCUUUUCAACUUCAGUGUUAUGGAGAAGGAGCUUCUUCAGCAAAAGGUUAAAAACAACCCUUGAUUUGAGGCUUUUUUGUUACCAGAAAUGUCAACCUAGUAGUUUAGUACCUUCUUUGGUUCUCGUACCUGAGUUUCUUUUUGACCAAAUUUCACGAUGCCCACUCUUUCACGCUGCAGCUUCAACUCUGCGAACAUUUUCAUCUAAAUUCUGAAAAGCGUACACGCUAAAGCUUGCACUGUUCAAAAUAAUUAGUGUAACGUUGGUGUGCUUACACAGUUACACUUGUAUAUCACUUUGAACUCUGAAACUGAAAUGUGUACAUUUUUUUUUAUUGGUAAUCAA
Molecule: messenger RNA, 1177 nt
Organism: Camelina sativa (false flax)
Lineage: Eukaryota; Viridiplantae; Streptophyta; Magnoliopsida; Brassicales; Brassicaceae
Product: NADPH-dependent pterin aldehyde reductase
Biological process (GO): folic acid-containing compound metabolic process
Cellular component (GO): cytosol
Molecular function (GO): oxidoreductase activity, acting on the CH-OH group of donors, NAD or NADP as acceptor
Source: RefSeq, a predicted model, not a curated record